AUGUCUUCACUCUCAAAACUGAAUUUACACUGUGGUCGCUUUACUUUCAUUGAAACUCAACCUUCGGAUGUUGAUAUUCGUCCAGCACGACAUUAUGCUUGUGUGACUAUCACUAGAGCUAAUUCUGAUGCAAAACCGGUUCCCGUAAAGAUGAUGAGUACGGAAAAAUCGAAAACCUACCUUCAAGAGUCAUUAUUUCAUUAUGAAUUCGAUGCACAAUCAGAUUCAUUAUCAAAACUUUGGAAGAACUUUCCACCCGUCCGUUGGUUAAUCUAUACCAUCUUGGUUUUUCAAUCAAUUCCAUCUAUGAUUUUGGCACUUACCGUCCUUUUAAGUUGUAUGAUAAUCUCGGCAAUUGGAAGUUUUUGUAUCGUUAUUACAUCAAUAAUAUUAUGUUUUCCACCGUUGAUCAUUGUUAUUAGUAUUACUAUAUUCAAUAAAGUAUUGUUAGGAGUUGGAAAUGUUAGUAAGAACUUUGAAGAUUUAUUGGAUGGAGUUUUUUUGGAACGAAGAGAUUAA
This is a messenger RNA of Dentiscutata erythropus, 519 nucleotides long. NCBI's taxonomy places the organism in Eukaryota, Fungi, Glomeromycota, Glomeromycetes, Diversisporales, Gigasporaceae. The record is from the annotation of a GenBank genome assembly.